UACCAUAACGGUGUUACAGUUCUUACUAGCGCACAAUUCAAGUGCGUAUAAAAUUUGAACGUACUUAUCUACUUAUGUUGUACCAGUGUGUAUACCAUCCUUUCAUCAACAGACUUAUUGGAAACCGUGGAUUGCUUACUGUCAGACGAAACCGGGCACGUCUGAACUGUGGGUCAUUUCCGACUUGAAUCGAUUGAGCGUCAUUUCCCGAAUAGUAGUGCUUUUUUCAUGCAGCGGCAAUAUCGUAAUUCAUUUGCAUUAAGCGAUGCAGACGGAGAAAGUUUAUUGAACGCUAGUUCCAUUGAUGAUCGGCUUGAUUCUGACAUCGAGGCUGAUAUCCAGCAGACUAGCCUGUGUUCAGAAAUCACCACAAGCGAUGGCGAAAAGUUGUCUAUAUCAAGUAUCGAGGCACUUGGAAUCAGCGAAACUUCGAACCGCUCUAGUCUCUCUCUCAGCGAUUCAAAACAGUCAAUCUUCUUCAGAAAAACUGUUCUAUCCGGUGUGUCCAGCCAACUAAACAGUUUUUCGUCAAGGGCCGAUGUUGGUUCCCCUACUUGCCUGGUACGUCUAAUGAUUUUGUCGUUCCUUUUACUGUUUCCGUUGCAUGUGGUUACAUUUUUGCCGCGCUUUUACCACAAGCUUCAUUCAGCAUGUCUGUCCGCUUUUCCUUAG
Dicrocoelium dendriticum is the source of this 672-nucleotide messenger RNA. Lineage: Eukaryota; Metazoa; Platyhelminthes; Trematoda; Plagiorchiida; Dicrocoeliidae. The record is from the annotation of a GenBank genome assembly.